AUGGGAAUGGAAAAUUGCCACGUUCUUUUUAUUUUAACCGCAGUAAAAGCACUUGGAUGUUCUCAAAUUAAAUUUAAAAAGCGGGGAUCGAUGAUGGAAGUGGAGGUGCUGAGAGACACCGAUGAACCCUAUGGAUACCUGCUAUUUAGCUGCCUUUCCCAGAGUCGAUACUACAGAGUUCGUUCACACUCCCACGCAACCCCAACUCCCUUGAAAUUCAAGUUCUAUUGUCAUGUUUCGGUCUGGACUAUUGAACUGACACGUUUUAUCUCCACUUCUCCACCCACUUGUGCAUCGAUCGUGCUGAGAGUAAAGAGGAUAGUCCUCUUCAGUGAUGAUAAAAACUCUCGUGAAUGCAGAUUCAUCAACAUUAGAAGUAUUUCUAAAUACGGAUUAUUAAUUAAAGAAGAUGAUCCAUCAUUAAUUACGUUUAAUAGGUCACGUACAGAUAGGAAAAACGUAAAGUAUCAGUUCUCAUCAACGAUUCUGCGCCGACCUUUGAAUCGAAAUCGAUUAUUGUAAGCAGAUUAAUCUUGAAAAAAGCGGGGAUAAAAUCCAGUAGUUGCG
Messenger RNA from Diachasmimorpha longicaudata, 567 nucleotides. RefSeq lists its product as uncharacterized. Lineage: Eukaryota; Metazoa; Arthropoda; Insecta; Hymenoptera; Braconidae. The transcript has 5 exons. The record is from RefSeq and is a predicted model, not a curated record. Bases 1 to 522 code for a protein of 173 amino acids.